AUGUCUGCGUUGUCGGCGGACGAGUACUCCCAACUUUCGCGGGACGAACAGGGAGUCGAAGACCAAGUACAAAUGGAGCGCAUACGGAAAGAGCAAGAGUCUCUACCAUACGCAUGGGGCCAAAAAUUGGACCAUGUUGAGAUGUCGUUUCCCGUGCCUCCAGGAACGCGCGCGCGUCAGGUCCAGGUCACGCUGAAGCGCACAUAUUUGUCUGUUCUCGUCCAUAAUAAUGUGGUUGUUGAGGGCACUUUAUACAGACCUAUCCAACUGGAUGGUAGUACAUGGACGAUCGGUAUGUGCUGCAACCUAAUCUCAGAUGACGGUCAAAUGCUCAGCGUCUAUUUGGAAAAAGAAAAUGGCAACGAAUGGUGGCCUCAUGUGGUCACGCACCACCCUCAAAUUGAUACCACGAAAUUGACGCCGGAAGACUCUCAACUCUCGGACUUGGACGGCGAAACACGGUAG
Messenger RNA from Malassezia sympodialis ATCC 42132, 465 nucleotides. RefSeq lists its product as uncharacterized. Gene Ontology annotation, cellular component: cytoplasm. Lineage: Eukaryota; Fungi; Basidiomycota; Malasseziomycetes; Malasseziales; Malasseziaceae. The coding region runs from base 1 to 465 and encodes 154 amino acids. The record is from RefSeq and is a predicted model, not a curated record. The transcript is spliced from 2 exons. Gene Ontology annotation, biological process: protein folding.